This is a messenger RNA of Thalassophryne amazonica, 1269 nucleotides long. It is a transcript of the gene ier2b, whose product is annotated as immediate early response 2b. The record is from RefSeq and is a predicted model, not a curated record. The transcript has a single exon. The coding region runs from base 154 to 684 and encodes 176 amino acids. Lineage: Eukaryota; Metazoa; Chordata; Actinopteri; Batrachoidiformes; Batrachoididae.
CUCAUUCCUCAGAAACAGCUGGAGACGAGCUGAACCGGCACUCAAACUACAGACCGAAGAGGUCAGUCUGACAGACCGGAAACUCACAAAAGUCCUCUGUUUGUUCAGCAGUUCGUCAAAGUGCCAAAACAUCUGUGCGUAAUUACGCGAACAAUGAGCGCCGCAGCCACGAUGGAAGUGAACGCCGAAGCCAGACGGAUCCUGGCCGUGUCCAUAAGCAAGCUGUACGCCGCCAGGACCCAGCGAGGCGGCCUGAGACUCCACCGGAGCCUGCUGCUCUCCCUGGUCAUGAGGUCCGCGCGGGACAUCUACCACUCAUCCACGACCACCGGCGCGCCUCCGGCUUCAGAGGAGCCGAUGGACACCAGCCCCGGCACGGCGGAGAGGGCCGAGCUGGCCGAGAGUCAUCCAGAGUUAAACCCGCCUCCAGUCUCAACCGAGGAGCCGGCGGACGCGGAGGAAGUGUGUGAAAAAAACAGAGAGGACAAAGAGAACUUGAACCCGGCGAGACAGUCCAGGAAGCGCCGCGGCAAGGCGGCGGCGGCGCCGGACUUCCUUCCAAGCAAGAGGGCGAGGCUGGAGCCCGGGGAGGAGAGGUACGACACCCCGCCGGCCAGCUGCCGGUCCGGUUUCGGGGACUGUUUGACUGCUUUGUCUCUAAACCGGGUCAUACCUGCCUUCUGAGCACACGGCGGACAGGAAGUGUCCUCAAACGGGACUUGGAAUCGGAGUGAUUUUCAACUCCGCGCUCACUAAAAAGGAGAUCCGGAUCCCCUUUUACGCACCGAGGACCGGACCGACAGCGGUUGUCCCGGGACUGAGGGGAGUACCGCGGUGCGCCCUGACCGAUCCGAGCGAUCAACAGCCCGAGGAGAGGAUCCGAAGGCCGGGGAAGUUUGCGGGACAAACCGGAGUGAAACCGGUUCUGUCGCUUCCCCCCCCCGAGUGAUUCAACUUCAAUGAAAUGAGUCAAAGUGCUGACUCAAGGUGUUUGUUCGUGAGUCACUGACGUGACUCAGACUGGCGUGAAAACACAAGUCACGUGACUCCCGGGAAUUUCCGGCCAUGAUGCCGGGAUUUGUGAAAGAGGAAGGACCUCUGAGAUUCUAACGAACUGUGUUCUACAAGGUGCUUUAAAAAUAAAUGUCUGUGUCACUGAAAUGUUCUUGUACAUGUCUGACUUGUGACAAAAAAGGGAUCUACCUCAUGUUCCAAGCUGCAUCUAUAAAUGUGCAAUCAGAAAUGUGUAAUAAAACACAAGAAAGUGGA